UCCUUCGGGGGGUCAUGAGUUUUGUUAUGUUAACAUCUGGCCUUCCAUCUCUGUUUUUCAUCUCCGCUCAACACGUUUCCCAUGGCUCCAGUUUCUCUCUCUUCUCUCUCUUCUCUCUCUCAUCCGCCUUCAGUUGUUGUUCCUUCUCCUUGUCUGCAACUUUGCCGGCGAAUCUUACUUCCCCGUAGAACGCCUUCUUGUUCCUCCUCCGCUUCGAUUCCGACGACGUCUUCGUCAAUUUCGGCGCCUAAAGUAGUGGUUACGAGAGAGCGCGGCAAGAACGGCAAGCUCGUUAACGCUCUGGCAAAACAUGGGAUAAACUGUUUGGAGCUUCCCCUCAUCCAACACAGGCAAGGUCCUGACUUGAAUAGACUACAUUCUGUACUUGGUGAUUCUGUAUUUGACUGGAUUGUUAUAACUUCCCCUGAAGCUGGCUUGGUGUUCCUAGAGGCAUGGAAGGCUGCUGGAAUGCCAAAAGUUAGAAUAGGUGUUGUGGGAGCUGGUACGGCUAACAUUUUUGAGGACGUGUUGCAAUCAUCAAAUCAACUGCUUGAUGUGGCCUUUGCACCCUCAAAAGCAAUAGGCAAGGUCUUGGCUUCCGAGCUUCCAAAGUUAGGGGAUACGAAGUGCAGAGUCUUAUAUCCUGCUUCUACUAAAGCAAGCAAUGAUAUUGAGGAAGCCCUUUCGAAUCGUGGAUUUGAGGUCAUGAGGCUUAAUACAUACACUACGGCACCCGUUGAUUACGUUGAUCAAACAGUUCUAGAGCAGGCACGUUCAUUGCCUGUCGUCACAGUGGCUUCACCUUCUGCAGUUCGCGCAUGGGUCAAUCUUAUUUCAGAGCCAAACGAGUGGGAAAAAUCACUUGCCUGCAUUGGAGAAACAACUGCUGCAGCUGCAGAAAGAUUUGGAUUGAAAAAUGUUUACUACCCCAAGAAUCCUGGCCUUGAAGGGUGGGUUGAUAGUAUAUUGGAAGCACUAAGAACAGAAGCUCAAGUCGUUUAGGUCAUUUUCCGGACUAGAAAAUCAUCUACACUUCUUUUCCACAAUUUAAGGCAGAUCCAGGCGGAGGCAACAAUUGGUUGAAAAACAAAGCAUCUCAACCACUCCAUCUUCAUGUGAGGAUCAUUGUCCAUUUGCCUGAGUUUUUAUUCAAGGUAAGCCAAAAUGAAGUUUUUUCUGUAGUCCUACAUAAAAUUAUCCCAUUGUAUGUCCACUUCGAUAUCAAAUAAUUAAUGACCCUUGUCCUGUUCUUUUUGUUGUUAAUAGAAUGUAAAUGCUCUUCAAUGGAAUAGGUUCUGCUUCAUUCUCCAAAAUCCCUCUUUUUCUCUCUUUUCUUUUUCCGAACUUUAGUUUGAAGUUUAGUCACUUCGAUUA
Momordica charantia (bitter melon) is the source of this 1374-nucleotide messenger RNA. It is a transcript of the gene HEMD, whose product is annotated as uroporphyrinogen-III synthase family protein. Gene Ontology annotation, biological process: uroporphyrinogen III biosynthetic process. NCBI's taxonomy places the organism in Eukaryota, Viridiplantae, Streptophyta, Magnoliopsida, Cucurbitales, Cucurbitaceae. Gene Ontology annotation, cellular component: chloroplast. The record is from RefSeq and is a predicted model, not a curated record. Gene Ontology annotation, molecular function: uroporphyrinogen-III synthase activity.